AUGUGUUUCCGCUGCGGGCCGCCCGGCGAUUGUUUAUGUUUUUAUUUCUCAUUCACGGAAAAGAAUCUGAAACUGAAACUGAUCGAUGUUCGAUGGAUUACGCAGUUAGUCUGGACCGCGUGACGUCAGCGCGCCUCAGUGACGUCAGCAGCUGCUGUGGAAAAUGUCCAGAUUCCAGCAGCUGAGAGACUCGACCAGACAAAGAGCACUAGUCUCUUUACCUUCGGACGUCCGACGAGUGAUCAUCGGUGAAGACCAGGAGGAGGAGCCAGAUCCCCCCCACGUUAAAGAGGAGCAGGAGGAGCUGUGGACCAAUCAGGAGGAGGCUGAUGUCACCAAGUUCACUGUGAAGAGUGAAGAAGAUGAACCGAAACCUCAGACUGAGGAGACCACAGAGGACUGUGGAGGACCAGGUCCUGAGGACCAGACCGACAACUCCUCUGAGUCCGACGUCAGUGACGACGACUGGUCGACCACAGAUCCUCCAUCUUUGAAACGAAGCGAAGCCUCUGAUCUGAGCAGCGACGCCGUGCGGAGGUCGUUCAGCUGCUCCGAGUGUGGCCAGAGGUUCGGACGCAGACCGCACCUGAACGCCCACAUGAGGAUCCACACAGGGGAGAAACCGUUUGGCUGCUCCGUCUGCGGCAAGAGGUUCUCUCAGAAGGGAAACUCCGUCAGUCACAUGAGACUCCACACGGGGGAGAAACCGUUCAGCUGCUCCAUCUGUCAGAAGAGUUUCCGGUACAGUGGCGACGUGAGUCGACACAUGAAGAUCCACACAGCAAAGAAGAGAGUCGGCUGCAGUGAGACCGGAUCAGAACCGACCUGCAGCCUCGAUCCACACGGACUCAAACCACCGGGUUCUGAGGAAGCCGACACGGAACUGGCUGAGGGCGGCCGGAAGGAAACCAUGGAACCGGAGUCAGACUUGAACACCCGGAGAGAUGCCGUCGACAUCUCCGACGGCGACAGGGAGUCGUUCAGCUGCUCCGUCUGCGGCCGGACGUUCUGUCGCAAGGAUCAUCUGACAAGCCACGCGAGGACGCACACGGGGGAGAAACCAUUCGGCUGUUCGCUGUGUCCAAAACGCUUCAGCUGCAGCGGGAACAUCCAGGCGCACAUGAGGACGCACACAGGGGAGAAACCAUUCGACUGCUCCAUCUGCGGCAAACGCUUCACGCAGAAGGGAACUUUGCAGCUGCACCUGAGGAUCCACACAGGGGAGAAACCCUUCGGCUGCCCCUUCUGCAACAAAAAGUUUGCACAUAAGAGACGUAUGACGCUGCACAUGUCGGUCCACACGGAGGAGAAACGCUUCGGAUGCGGCGUCUGCGACCGCAGGUUCACGUGGUACACGCAGCUCCGGACGCACAAGUGUGUCAGAGAGUCGUCGGCGAGUCGCCAGAGACGCAACAAAAAGAGAGAGUCGGCUGCGACGACGGAGACUUUCGGCUGCAGCGAGUGUGGGAAAAAGUUCAGCCUGAAGGGAAACCUGAAGACGCACCUGAGGAUCCACACGGGGGAGAAACCGUUCGGCUGCUCCGUCUGCGGCAAGCGCUUCAAACAGAACGUUCACCUGACGGAGCACACGACCGUCCACACGGGAGAGAAACUCUACAAGUGCAGCGUCUGCGGCAGAGGAUUCAACAAGAAGUCGCUCGUCGUGAAACACGCGUGUGUUUGAUCCGUGUGCAGGAUGAACUACUUCGUGAGUGUUGAAGAAGAAGAAGAAGAUCGAUGUUGAGUCUUUUUUAAUCUUUACAGUUUAACGUUUUCCUGCAUGAGAACAAAGUGUCACGUGUCGGGUCACGUGUUUCUACCGUCAGCUGAUCGUCAGAUUAUCUUUAUCUCUGAAUAAACCUGUGACUGUUUGUUUCUGUGUGAGCCUCGUGUGGCCAACAGGAGAAUCAAAGGCAGCUGAAACAUGAACAAUAAUAUUUGACUGUUUUUUAUGUAUUUAACAGGUGGAAAAGGGUGAAAAUACACAAAUUAAAUACACGUGUCAUGUGACCCUCACACACACACACACACACACACACACACACACAGAUGUAUUAAUCAUGUAUGUUAAGUGUCUGUGUUCACAUGUUAUUUGUAUGAUCUGUCCCAUUUCAAACAUGGCCGACGCGCGUUCUUCCACCUCCGACAGGUGGAUCCUCCUCCUCAGGGACUACAACUCUCUGGAGUCAGUGCACUGAGCUAAUGAGCUAACUGUUAGCUCAAAGCCGCUGACGACACACAGGUGAGAGAGAGAUGAACUGAACGGAAACCAGACACACACGUUUAUAGUUUAGAGACCUCUUAAAUAUGAGGGAGGGUUGGAACGGUGCGGACGUGACUGUUUGGUGCAGACAGUCAUACGGAGAAUAGACGAUAUUAAAAUGUAUAAAACUGAGGUACAAAGAUUGUUGACGGAAAUGUGGAAACCAAAAUUUCACGUGAGCGGAGGCGGAGCCUGCUGACGAUGUGUCUGUUCACAUUUAACUGUAAUAUGGAUCAGUAUUAAAAUCUUGAGUUCUGAAUUUGCAGACAGACGCCAGGGGGCGGGGCUUGUGACCUGCAUCCCUUCUGAUUCAGAGCAGCUUCAUUUAUCAGCAGUUUGAUUUUGGGUUAGGGUAAGAAACAACCUAACCAGAAACAACCUGUCCUUAUAUUUAUUAAUUCACAUGUUGAUGAUGUCACGUCAUGAUGUCAUCGUGUCCGUGUUCCGUCGGUCCCCAUCACACUUGUGUCUCUCCAGCUGUUUCCUCCAGCUGACACGUUUCUCCCCCAUGUGGACGACCAGGUGCUGACCCACAUUCCAUCGGUCCUGGAACCUGCGGCCGCACACGGGGCAGCCGAACGGUUUCUCCCCCACGUGGCACCGCACGUGGCUCAGCAUCGAGUCUUUGUAGCCGAACGACUUCACGCACUAUCUCUAGUGUCCCAGGAUAUGUCUUCCCCACAUAGAACACUUCCUACUGACUGAGCAGCCCAUAGUUUUCUUAUCACGAGUGGAUCAAUCAUCACCGACAGGAGCGUCGGUCUGGUCCUCAGGACCUGGUCCUCCAGCAGGACCUGGUCCUACCCUGGGACCUGGUCCUCCAGCAGGACCUGGUCCUACCUCGGGACCUGGUCCUACCUCGGGACCUGGUCCUCCAGCAGGACCUGGUCCUACCUACCCUGGGACCUGGUCCUACCUACCUCGGGACCUGGUCCUCCACCGCCCCCUCUGGUCCCCCCACCGACACACCGGUGGUUCCGGAGCUGGUAGCUCCAGGUGAAUCUGGUCCUUGUUGUAGAUUGAGGUAUUCAGUAAAACAAUGACUCUAAAUGAUGCAUAGAACUGUUUUUAUUUUAUUUUAUAUCUUCUUUUGUUCCCAAGCAACUUUUCAGUUUCAAUGAGACAUAUUUGCAAUAUAAUUAUAAAUAAAUAGAAAUCCACAUUCAGGAAGUGAGAUGAGAAUGUGAAUGUUUGUCCAUUUCUUAAAUCUUCAGCCCGUUAAGAUAAAUGAUGACGCAAGUGAACCACAUUUAAAAGAUAUGAUUCAAAUAUAAACUCUAUAGUGUUUAUUUGUUUAAGUUUCAUGUCUCACAGCUACGACUAAUUUCGAUGUUGAUAUCUACAUAUUCAAAUGUCAUUUACAUCAUUAAAUCUUUUUUCCCGAAGA
Scophthalmus maximus (turbot) is the source of this 3650-nucleotide messenger RNA. RefSeq names its product gastrula zinc finger protein XlCGF57.1-like. Bases 164 to 1684 code for a protein of 506 amino acids. Gene Ontology annotation, molecular function: RNA polymerase II cis-regulatory region sequence-specific DNA binding; DNA-binding transcription factor activity, RNA polymerase II-specific. NCBI's taxonomy places the organism in Eukaryota, Metazoa, Chordata, Actinopteri, Pleuronectiformes, Scophthalmidae. Gene Ontology annotation, cellular component: nucleus. The record is from RefSeq and is a predicted model, not a curated record. The transcript is spliced from 2 exons. Gene Ontology annotation, biological process: negative regulation of transcription by RNA polymerase II; regulation of immune system process; regulation of cytokine production.